Molecule: messenger RNA, 1698 nt
Organism: Gambusia affinis (western mosquitofish)
Lineage: Eukaryota; Metazoa; Chordata; Actinopteri; Cyprinodontiformes; Poeciliidae
Gene: atp6v1c2
Product: ATPase H+ transporting V1 subunit C2
Exons: 14
Coding region: 155-1363 (402 amino acids)
Biological process (GO): proton transmembrane transport
Cellular component (GO): lysosomal membrane; vacuolar proton-transporting V-type ATPase, V1 domain
Molecular function (GO): proton-transporting ATPase activity, rotational mechanism
Source: RefSeq, a predicted model, not a curated record
CUGCUGUUCAGACUCAAACACUCACAGAAGUAUCAUCACUGGAGGAUCAUGAAGGUAACCUGGAGGACAAAAAUCUGAUCUGUUUUAUGUGAAACUGGUUCUGGUGUGCUGGAUUUAUGACUGAUGGCCUCUAUGUGAAGCACGAGGAGUCGUCAUGGCAGACUUUUGGUUGAUUUCUGUCCCACUGGACAAGACCAGUUUAACCAGCGUGGAGAAACUGAAGCACACCAUUACUAAAACCCACCUGGGCUCAUGCUGGAGGUUCUCCAUCCCAGAUCUGAAGGUGGGGAUUCUGGACAGUCUGGUCAGAGUGUCAGAUGAUCUGUCAAAACUCGACGUGCUGACUGAAAGUUUGAUCAAAAAAACCUGCCAGUGCUUGAAGGAGGUGAUGGAGCCAACUGGGGACAAAGUUCAGGAACAUGACUUAGCCAACGGAGAUCACAGGAUGAAUCAAAAGAGUGCAACUCUGUCACCACUAAAAACUUACCUCGCAUCUCUGAGAGUGGACCUGAUGAACCGGGUCACCAAAUUUCAGUGGGACAAAGCCAAGUAUCCCACAGCUCUGCCGCUCUCCACCCUGACAGAUAUCAUCAACAAGGAAAUAUCACAGGUGGAGACUGAGCUAAGAUCCCGAGCGACAACCUACAACAGCCUAAAAGCCUCCUUGCAAAGCCUUGAACUCAAUCUAAAUGGAAAUUUGCAAACUCGCAGUCUGAAUGAUGUUUUGAGGAAAGACGACCUGGUUGUCUCUGAGUAUCUAACAACUCUGUUGGUGGUGGUGAGCAGAGAAAAAUAUCUGCAGUGGGAGAAAAGCUAUGAAUCCCUGUCAGAGUUUGUGGUUCCACGGUCGAGCAGGAAGAUUUUUGAGGAUGGAGACGGGGGAAUCUUUACAGUGACGCUUUUCAAGCGAGCUGUGUGUAAAUUCAAAGCCAAAGCUCAGGAGAGCAAGUUCAUUGUGCGGGACUACAGCUUUGAUGUAGAGGAGAGGAAGCAACAGGAGAUCAUGAAGCUCACUGUUCAUAAAAAGGAUCAGUAUGGGAUCUUUGUGCGUUGGCUGAAGGUGAAUUUCAUUCAGGUGUUCAUCGCCUGGAUUCACUUGAAAGCAUUGAGAGUUUUCGUGGAAUCAGUGCUCAGGUAUGGACUACCUGUGAACUAUCAGGCUUUACUCCUGGAAACGGACAGGAAGCGUUCAAAGAAGCUGAAGGAGGAACUUUCCUCACUGUUUGUACAUUUGGACCCCACUGCCAGCAUGAAGGAGGUGAGCUGUGACAUCCCAGGGCUCUGCCAGCAGGAAUACUCCUCCUACAUCUGCUUCCACAUCGGCACCAACAUGCUGGAGAUUAGCGAGCCGUCAACAACAUGACCCGACAGACAAGCAGCACUUAAUCGACUUCAGGCAGUCAGGGCCUGAAAGGCAGCGUUAUUAUAAAAAGCUACCUGUCUCAGAACAACAUCUUGCACAUAAUAAUGAGCUGUGUACAUAAAAACCUCAUAUUUUUUGGAGGAAAGAAGUGUAAAUAUUAUCUUCAGGGAAUGGAUGUCACAUUCUGGUCACAAGAAUUCUUAACUUUGUAAAUAACUGAAUGUUUUCUAGGGAUCUGAAGCUUCCAAUUGGCUCCUUGGGCAAAGUUGUUUAAAAAGCCUGGAAAUUAAAUUAAGCUUUUUAUUGCAGCUGGAUAUACUUACACUGAAAAAUAA